AGCAAUUAUAUUACAUGGUGCUAGUACUGUAGGCCCGGACGCGACGCGUCGUACAUGACUAAUCAAUCACUACUUGAUCGCACUUGAUUCCGACACGAUGAGUUCCACUGUGGUUUCUUGUCCUGGCAAAGUCCUGAUCGCAGGCGGCUAUCUUGUCCUCGAUCGCGCCUAUGCCGGGGUGGUCGUCUCUACGUCGUCGCGAUUCUACACCGUCAUCGAGAAUGCAAGCAGUGAUCGUCCUCUCAUAACUGUCCGAUCCCCUCAAUUCCUGAACGCGACGUGGAUAUACACCGUGUCACUGGAGCCUUCCGUUUCUGUGCAACCGGCCGAGCAAAACGAGAGCAAGAACAAGUUCGUGCAUCUUGCGCUGCAGAAUAUCUUGGCCAUCGCAUCCGAGCUGAAGGGAAUCGAUCAUGUGAAGCGGGCUAUAUCAUCCGGGAUCGACAUUUCAAUAGUGGGGGACAAUGAUUUCUACUCGCAAAGAGCCCAGCUAGCCUCCCGCGGCCUCCCUCGGACACUCUCCUCGCUCGCCAAGAUCCCGCCCUUCGUGCCGACGGGUGUGGCCCUCUCCGAUGUACACAAAACCGGGCUCGGCUCGUCCGCUGCCCUGAUCACCUCGCUCGUGUCCUCGCUGCUGGUACACCUCUCCGUCAUCUCCCCGGCGGAUCUGGAUGACACCGACACCCUCAGCCAGGGCCGGGGCAGGCGGCUCGCGCACAAUCUCGCGCAAUACAUCCACUGCCUGGCCCAGGGCAAGGUGGGCAGCGGGUUCGACGUGUCCGCCGCGGUCUUUGGGAGCCACAUCUACACCCGCUUCGACCCCGUGGUGCUCCAGACAGCGAUGUCCGACGGUUAUUCCGGCUCGUUACUACCGGUUGUGUCCCCCACCAACGAGGCUUGGAACUACGAGAUUGGGCAGUUCCAGCUUCCCCCUCUUACCCGGAUGAUGCUUGCAGAUGUCGAUGCUGGGAGUGACACCCCAUCCCUGGUGGGCAAAGUGUUGAAGUGGAGGAAGGAGGACAGCGCCACUUCUCACACCCUCUGGACUGCCCUCGAUAUCCUCAACCAAUCUCUGGCGCGGACCCUUCUCAAGCUCAGAGAUCAAUAUGCCGAGAACAAAAGUGCAUACACGCACACUCUGGCAUUGCUCGCCAGUUCUCCCUCGUCUCAGUGGGGCACUCUCGUAGGUUCGGAUGGGCCGAUUGUCUCUACAUUCCAGGAGGUGCACAGGAUAUCCGAGGUGCGGAUCAUCUAUUGGCUGCCAGUGAGGAUGCUGGUCCCAACUCUCUCUCUCUGACAGGGCAUUCGGGAAAAGAUGAGAGAAAUGGGGACGCUCGCGGGGGUUCCGAUCGAGCCCAUCGAGCAGACCAGACUCCUCGAUCUGUGCAUCUCGCAGCCUGGAGUUAUCGCAGGUGGUGUUCCCGGAGGUCCGUGUGUUUUCUGGAAUCCAUUUCGAAGGAAAGCGACACUGACCGAUCUCAGCGGGUGGCUACGACGCUCUGU
Molecule: messenger RNA, 1503 nt
Organism: Mycena citricolor
Lineage: Eukaryota; Fungi; Basidiomycota; Agaricomycetes; Agaricales; Mycenaceae
Source: the annotation of a GenBank genome assembly